CUGAUUAAAAUGGGGAGAAUAUUUUUUUCCCAAACAAGUAGGAAAGAUUCACACCAAUCUUAAAUUUUCUGAUACUUUCUCACUCCAGAAGUUGCAGCAGCAAACUUCUUAGAUCUUCUUCAUCCAUAAUUUGGGGGAAAAUUGAGGAAAAAAACGAAAAUGUCGGCGCUUUGUAAUCGAAGUAAAUUGAGUUCUUGUUUGAUCAAACGAUUGAAGUAUCAAAUUGCGAUGGUUUCCAAUCGCAGAUCGUUCACUACUUCUGAAGGUCAUCGUCCUGCUAUCGUUAACAAGCGUAGCAUCGAUAUUCUUCAUGAUCCUUGGUUCAAUAAGGGCACCGCAUUUUCCAUGACAGAACGUGAUAGGCUUGAUCUUCGUGGACUUCUUCCACCAAAUGUCAUGAGUACUGAGCAGCAAAUCGAAAGAUUUAUGGCUGACCUAAGGAGACUUGAAAGACAAACAAAGGAUGGACCAUCUGAUCCCAAUGCUUUAGCUAAAUGGAGAAUACUCAACCGGCUGCAUGACAGGAAUGAGACCAUGUAUUACCAAGUUUUAAUUGCAAAUAUCGAAGAAUAUGCUCCUAUUGUGUACACCCCCACGGUUGGUCUUGUUUGCCAGAAUUAUAGUGGUUUAUAUAGAAGGCCGCGAGGAAUGUAUUUUAGCGCUGCUGAUCGUGGAGAAAUGAUGUCAAUGGUAUACAAUUGGCCUGCUGAACAGGUUGAUAUGAUCGUUGUUACUGAUGGUAGUAGAAUUUUGGGACUUGGAGAUCUAGGAAUUCAGGGCAUUGGUAUCGCCAUUGGGAAAUUAGAUUUAUAUGUUGCUGCUGCAGGAAUAAACCCGCAAAGAGUGUUACCAGUGAUGAUUGAUGUUGGAACCAAUAAUGAGAAGCUUCUCAAGGAUCCCUUAUAUUUGGGAUUGCAAGAACACCGUCUUGAUGGGGAGGAGUACCUUGCGGUCAUAGAUGAAUUCAUGGAGGCUGUUUAUACGCGUUGGCCGAAUGUAAUUGUGCAGUUUGAAGAUUUCCAGACCAAGUGGGCUUUCCGGUUGUUGCAGCGUUACAGGCAUAAUUACAGAAUGUUUAAUGAUGAUGUACAGGGAACAGCAGGUGUUGCACUUGCUGGGCUUCUGGGAGCUGUAAGGGCUCAAGGAAGGCCAAUGAUUGACUUUCCUAAACAAAAAAUUGUUGUUGCCGGAGCUGGAAGUGCAGGUGUAGGGGUUCUUAAUGCUGCCAGGAAAACAAUGGCAAGGAUGUUGGGAAAUAACGAGGCUGCUUUUGAGAGUGCAAAGAGCCAAUUUUGGGUGGUUGAUGCCAAGGGACUGGUUACAGAGGAGCGUGAAGAUAUAGACCCGGAUGUCCGCCCGUUUGCGUGGAAGGCAAAUGAAAUUAGACGCCAAGGGUUAAAGGAAGGGGCGAGCCUUGUGGAUGUGGUUCAGCAAGUAAAACCCGAUGUACUUCUUGGAUUGUCGGCGGUUGGGGGUUUGUUCUCAAGAGAGGUCUUGGAAGCUCUAAAAGGUUCAACAUCAACAAGGCCUGCAAUCUUUGCAAUGUCAAAUCCUACAAAAAAUGCUGAAUGCACCCCUGAGGAAGCAUUCUCUAUAGUAGGUGAACACGUUGUAUAUGCAAGCGGAAGCCCAUUCAAAGAUGUCGAACUUGGAAAUGGCAAAAUUGGACACGUGAACCAGGGAAAUAACAUGUACCUUUUUCCAGGGAUUGGAUUAGGUACGCUCCUCUCGGGCUCUGAGAUCAUCUCAGAUGGCAUGUUACAGGCAGCUGCAGAGUGUUUAGCGGGAUAUAUGACACAUGAGGAGGUGGUCAACGGCAUUAUCUAUCCUUCAACAUCAAGAAUACGCGAAAUCACUAAAGAGGUAGCAGCAGCUGUAGUGAAGGAAGCUAUCGAAGAGGACCUUGCAGAAGGGUACCGUGGCAUGGAUGCUAGGGAACUUCAGAGACUAAAUGAGGAGGAACUUCUGGAAUAUGUAGAGAACAACAUGUGGUCCCCAGAAUACCCUACGUUAGUCUACAAGAAGCACUGAAACCAAGAUUUGAGGGCAAAGAGGAAAAAAUGCUUAUAAUGCUUAUUGAACUGGAAACUGGAGAACGGACCAUGCCACCAUGGCUUGCGAUCUUAUCUGGUAGACACUUAAAUUGCUAGUUUUGCUUGAAAGGGGAACUAUCAGUUCUGUUGCCUUUUGUUCCCGUGUAUUUCAGUGUCUUGCCAUGUUCACUUUGUUGUUAUUAUUGUUACUAUUACUAUUACUAUUACCAUUAUUUCCACGGAAAGUUCAUUUUCAGGGCCGGUACGGCCUUCAAGUACAGAUGGCGGUAAAGGUUGACAACCCUCUUGAAGGAUAUAAAGUGAAGGCUAUAAAGAGAGAUAAGAUGUUAACAACUAUGUUGUCUAUCUCUGUCUCUCUUGAAGACUAUCAACUAGAUCACAGAAUCAUUCUCCCAAAAUACACUUAUGACGCCUCAUAAAUGUUGAGUGUUAAUUAUUCAAUGUGUUAAAAAACUUUUUGAGAUUGCAUGAACUAUAUCAGUGUAAGUGAAAAUGGUGCCACUGGUUGCAUGUUCUUUUUGGUGUCUGCAAUCUAGUUAUAUUUUUUUCGUUACUAUAUUACACAU
This is a messenger RNA of Beta vulgaris subsp. vulgaris (sugar beet), 2620 nucleotides long. RefSeq names its product NAD-dependent malic enzyme 65 kDa isoform, mitochondrial. Gene Ontology annotation, biological process: malate metabolic process; pyruvate metabolic process. The coding region runs from base 160 to 2031 and encodes 623 amino acids. NCBI's taxonomy places the organism in Eukaryota, Viridiplantae, Streptophyta, Magnoliopsida, Caryophyllales, Amaranthaceae. Gene Ontology annotation, molecular function: malate dehydrogenase (decarboxylating) (NAD+) activity; NAD binding. The transcript is spliced from 19 exons. The record is from RefSeq and is a predicted model, not a curated record. Gene Ontology annotation, cellular component: mitochondrion.